Molecule: messenger RNA, 9936 nt
Organism: Paramuricea clavata
Lineage: Eukaryota; Metazoa; Cnidaria; Anthozoa; Malacalcyonacea; Plexauridae
Source: the annotation of a GenBank genome assembly
GUUUUCAUGUAUACAGUAUGUAAUGUCAUGUAAUCAUUCUUCUUUUCUCAGGUAAAAAUGGUUCACAUCUUGAAUCAUUCCAUUUUUGCCGUCAUCAAAUGCCUGUUCGUUUGGCACACAUCAUCCGUGAAAUCAACCAUCUGCCUGUCAACUUACUGAAGAUGCCAUCUGUUGAACUUGUGCAAAGCUGGUAUUGAACUACUUUUUGUGAUCACAUUAAAAAAUGAAUUCAUCUUAUUAGUUUAAAAGUAUGUGAUUAUUCAUUUUGUGCUGUUUAAACCAGGUACCAUCGAAGUUUUGAGGAUUUAAUAGAAUUUGCAAAGAUUAGAGGGAAAAGUGAAAAUGAGAUGGCAGAUAAGUAUGUUUGAUUCUACAUCACAUCAAAAUAUCUGUUCAGUCAUUAACCCAUUAUAGCUGGUUUUCCACCAGGCAGAAUUUUGCACGGGGAGCGGAAUUUUUCGUUGUCUGUUCUGAUUGCAAUAGUUCGACCCAACAAAUCACAAGACAACCAGAUGAUCUUGAUACGCGGAAAAGUACUGGCACUAGUUGUCAAAUAGAAAUCCAUUUUAUGAUUAAAACAACUGAAUAUCUCCUGUAAUAUACUUUAUUUCGAUUCCAUAUUUUUAUCAGAGCUAUAGUUCUCAUAACCAAACAUAAUUACAAAAUUUCAACUAGUUUCAUAAAGAAUAACGAAAGAUAUAAUUGACUGAAUACAUCAAAAUGGAUUUCUAUUUGGACAACCCUUUCUGAGCGCUGAUUGGCUAAAAUACGAACACGAGAUCACCUGGAAAGAACAAGUCCACACCACGCACAAAAUUCUGCCCAGUGGAAAACCAGCUUAUAAUAAUAACCCCCAUGUUAUAAUAACCCCAAUGCACUCUACUGUAUUAUUGUACUCUGUUUAUAACACCAGGCAAUUUUGCUCGUCAAGGUGAGAGCGCUGGUAAUCAUUGGGUAUUAGAUUGCUGUAUUUCUAGAAAUUUUUAAUGAAUUCAUAUUGAAAUUUUAAUCAGUUUGUACAUCUUAUAAUUUGAAUAAUAAAUAAAGCAUAAGUAAAGGUAUAUAUUAUGCACUGCAUUGUUCCUUUAUUUGAGAAAUUGCAUUUCUGACAUUAAUUAAGUAAAAUAGACUGACAUUUUAUUGUUUGUUAAACAAUAGUACCUUUUUCUUUGUAAAGAUUUGAUCUUGCUUUAAAAAAAAUCCGUUCCCGUCAUGAUACAGUUGUUGAAACUAUGGCGCAGGUAUUAUAAAUGAUUACUUAAGCCCCGUUUACACUACGCUCGAUUUUUGGUACAGCACCACCUUGUUGGUUCUUGGACUACCUAUUUAGGUAGUCCAAGAACCAAAAAAGUGGUAUGGGUACCAGUUUUAUCUGUGCCAUACCAAAAAUUGAGUGUAGUGUAAACAGGGCUUUAGUCUCCUAAUAUACAGUGUGCAGUGGUUAUCUCCUCUCCACCUAUAUGCAGCUGCACAGAAGCUGAUGAUAAUGGUUUAAUCUCAUAUUUGCCUUAAAAAAAACAUACACUCUAUAGGAAUACUCUGGUUAAAAUUCCUGGUUAAUCCUCCUGGUUAACAUAGAAAUGUAGGUUAAUAUUCAUUGUUAAUUUUCUUUGUUAUUUUAACGUUUUCUGGUUAUGUUAACGUUUUCUGGUUAUGUUAACGUUUUCUGGUUAUUUUAACCUUAUCCUGGUUAUUUUAACGUUUUCUGGUUAUUUUAACGUUUUCUCGCUAUUUUAACCUUUUCUGGUUAUUAUUAAAUUAUUAUUAAUACCGUUGUCUGGUUAUUGUUAAAUAAUAACAGGGUUCAUACGGGUCCUGGAAAACCUGGAAAGUCAUGGAAUUUCAAUAUUCCAAAAUCCAGGCCUGGAAAUCAAUUUUAGUCAUGGAAAGUCAUGGAAAAUUGAAAUUUUACAUAACAGUAACAAAGUGUUUUACUUAUUUCAAUUUACCAGUCAUAACAAUAAUAUGAAUUGUUGUUAUAUAACGGAUUUUUUCACGAGCGAAGUGAAUUUUGUUCUUUUAUUAUUAUAUCUGUUAUCGUUAAAAUAUUAACGAAUUUCAGAAAUUCCAGAUUUCCAGGUCAUGGAUUUUGAAAAAAAUGGUCAUGAAAAGUCAUGGAAUUUUCAAUGGGAGAAGGUGUACGAACCCUGUAAUAAGACUAUGUUAGGUGGGUAAAUAACCAGGAGCCCCUGGUGAAGUUAACCCAAAUAGGGUUAUUUCUAGGUUAACCAGGAAAUUUUAACCAGAGUGUUUUUAGAGUGUUCAGUAAAUUAUUCAUUGACUCAAUUUUUCAUGUUUUUUUUUAUGCAAAAGGGAAUUAUAGAACUGAAAGAGAGUCAUGGUAAAGAUGCUCUACAUCCAUCAAUACAAUACUUUUUAGGUAUGUAAACCCUAAUGUACGGGGCAGUCACAGUUGCGAAAAGUGUUCAACCUUCCUCCGGGUAAAAUUUCAGGUUUUCAAAUCUUUCUCAAAAUAAUGCAAAUUGUGGCCUUUUCAUUUUGCUACUAGCAGAUGUACUGUACUAUAUAUUAGUGAGCUUAAGCAAGUGACGUUUUUGACAACACGAACGACAUGAGUAACGUCAGAAGACUGGGUCAAGGGCUGUGAUUGGUGAAAAACGUCAACCUUACUUCCGGUCGACGUCCGUGUUGUCAAAAACGUCACUUGCUUAAGCUCACUAUUACAAUUGCUACAGAAACGCGGUCCCCAGAAAGUAGAGUGUUCCACAUUAAUUUGAAUUUACCCAUCGAGCUAAUUAGUUAAUUGUUCCAAUUAGAUUACAAAUUGUAAUUUUUCUGUGGUUUUGUAUGUUCAACGUAAUCUUUGUCUUGUAAUGUUUUGGUGGGACUUAAUAAGGGACUUAUGUUCUGUUGUCUUUACCAUCGAUCUUUAAAUAUGAUUGUUAAGCAAUUAAAAUGAAAAAAAAACACAUUAAACCUUCCUCACUGACUGCACAUAUGGUAAACCUUCCUCGCUGGUCUUGGAGCAGGAGGCUAUGAUAUCAAAUGUAUAGAGACUAAUAGAGCAUAAAAGUUGCUCUGUAAUUAAAGAUCUUUAAAUAAUAGUGUUACUUUCAUUAUAUAUAGAUCGAUUUUACAUGAACCGUAUUGGAAUCAGAACACUUAUAACGCAACACUGUGAGUACUUACUGUGACUUUCAAGUGUCAGUUACGAGUAUUUUGUUACGUAAAAUCCUUUGCCCUGCUAACGAUAAUUCAGAAUUUCAUCCUUGUCAGUCCAAGAAUUAAUUUCGUUCAAUAUCUAAUUUCAGUAUUAAUUUGCGGCGAAGAAGCAGGAAAAUCAAAGACCAAUUGGAUUGGUUGUUUCGAUGAAGAAUGCAGUAUUGCAUCGGUUGUUUUUGGUAAGCUACUAUAAUAACCAUAAUCAUGAUGUUUUACACUAUUUGGUACAAGAAACUUUUGCUAACAAAUUGUCCCUUGUUCCAGACGCAGCAACCAAUGCAAGAUUUCUAUGUGAACAAGUGUAUCUUUGCUCACCUGAUGUCAUCAUUGAAGAACAUAACGGUAAGAAGAAGGUUUGGAUGUGCAUCUGAACUCAGUUCUGCCCAGAACUUUUAAAAAUGGUUCCAUUGCACCCUAAGCAUGGUUACGACACUUCGGAGAACAUUCUCUAACAUUGAUAUUUCUCGGUGUAUUACAGCAAUAGAAGACAAUGAACGUAUUCCAAUCAGAAUGACAUACGUACCAUCACAUCUCUAUCAUAUGGUAUUUGAAUUACUGAAGGUAUUGUUGUACAGUAUAACGUACUAUAUGUUACUCUUUUAUUAUUAUAUAUAGUAUAGUGCUUUAUAGAGAUUUCGAGCACUGAUAAUGAAUCUCACACGUGAGAUUAUUUAUGAUAAUUUUACAUGUGAAAAUUAUCGCUUUCCAAUAAAUCUGGUAUUUCCGCGCAUCCUUGUAUUAUUCUCUAUUUCUUAGAUCCGUCCUUGGUACGCACGAUUUAUCUUUGCAUUUAAUGCUUUUGAUUUUUUUCCUUAGAACUCGAUGAGGGCAGUUGUAGAAAAGAAUGGAGAAGAUCGUCUGCCUGAGGUGAAAGUUUUAAUUACAAAAGGAAAGGAAGAUCAUACAAUUAAGGUGAGUGAUAAUAUUAACAGCAAAGUGAAAAUUGUAUAAGCCAUGAAGAAUUGUAUACCGGUAUUAUCAGAGGGAUGUCAGUUACUUAUACCCAGAGGAAACAAUGUAUAUUUUUAAGAGAGGAUCUUGAAAGGAGCUUGACAACUGGCCUCUGUAGCUCAGUUGGUUAGAGCGCUGCACCAGAAUCGCAGCCGCAGGUUCAAUUCCUGCCAGGGACCUAAAGUUGCAUUUUUGCUUUGGUUCCUGGUUAGGUCUAAUAUUAAAUGUAUAUAAAUUCACACUCGACAAUUUCCAUCUACAAUACCCAUCAAAUGGAACUGGGAUUUGCCUAUUUUUGGCCUGGGAAAAUGGGAUUUGGGUUACUGGGAAUGUCAAACACAAGAUGGGAAAACAUAUCAUUAUAAAGACAGUUGUAGUUGUACACUUAGACCAUGGAUGUUGUAGUUGCAUGAUCUAAGGAAAAAUUCUUUACCACCAGCUCAACUUAGUGAAAUUUUCAAUGUAGAUUUCAGACCGUGGAGGUGGGAUUCCGAAAAGUGAACUAGAACAGUUGUUCUUAUAUCAUUACACGACAGCACCACAGCCUGUGUCAACCGGAGAUGUUCCAGCUCUUGUAAGAUUUUAAUGUUUUAGACUAUGGGAUUUCUAUUAGAUUUAAUGAUUUAUCUUAAAGUGCUUGGGGGUUUUCACCGAAUCUCUAUCGUGUAGCAGAUGGUUGUCAACCGGUAGUUAUCAGAGUAAGCAGAUAAUCUCCAGUUAGUUGUUUUCAUUAUAUUUGGAGUAUUCUUGUAUUUGGAUGCAAAUAAAUGGACGUGAGAGAUGUAGUCUAAUUUGCUUGAUUUCGUAUAAGUGUCAGCAGAAGUUGACUGCCAUCUGCUGCUUCGUAAUGCCUGCUGAAACCCACCAAGUGCUUUUGCUUGAAACACCAGUAUACGUAUCUAGCAAUUUGUUUGAACAUUUUAGGCUGGCUAUGGCUACGGGUUACCAUUAUCAAGAUUAUACGCUAAAUAUUUUGGAGGUGAUUUGCAGUUGUUUUCAAUGGAGGGAUACGGCACGGACGCUCUCAUAUAUAUCAAGGUAGUUAACUAUACCUACCUGUCAAUAUCUAGUAUGUAAUUAAGGUAGAACUCAUCACUGAACUGUACAGAAGUUAUAGGGUUCAUCCUAUAUAUGACCGAACAUAUACGACCUCCCAUCUUAGUGCUGAUAUUACUCUAAGCUUUUAAAAAAUUGGAGGGCGCGGUUUUCGGUAUAUAGGAACCUCUUUAUCUUUUUAGGAAUUUCUACUAAUCAACCCCUCCCGCCCAUUAACCCUUUUUGCACAAUGAUUUGAGAUCAAAACAUUUUCGUACCAAUGCAAUACAGGACUGCAAAUUAGUGCCGGUCAUCGGACAUUGUCCGGCCAAAUUUUACCUUUUGUCCGAUCAAAGCUUUUUAUGGUGGGACAUGUGACCGACCGAUUUAGGUUGGUCAAAUGUUCAAUCUAAGGCCCGUUUCAUACGCCGUACUUCACAUGUGCCGAAUACAUUAAAGACAAUAGAUAAUGAGCUGAAAUGCCUCAUUAUCUAUUGUUUUUAAUGUAUUCGGCACAUGUGAAGUACGGCGUAUGAAACGGGCCUAAAAAAAUUGAUUUUGAACACAAUUUCAUUAAUGAAACCAAAGCAAUAUAAACAACACUCUUCCAUUAUUUCUUGGCUGCGUUAAGCCGUAAGAUUUAAUUACAAAUAUAAAUCGUCUUCUUAUAACAUGGUAGAAAUUAAAGUUAUCAUGUAUAACUGAACCAUAAUUACGGAAAAUGUAGUAUAUAGGACUUGUAGAUUUAUACUCAGUUUUAGAUGCACUGCAGUGCAGAUCAUCAUGACCAGCCGAAAUACAUCAUGCUAAUGGACCAUUUGCAUUAUAGACUAAAUUUUGAUCUACACAAGUCUAGAUAAAAAUUUCAUCACAGCUUGAAAGAGCAUCACAAAAUUAGUAAUAUUCCAAAGUUUCGUUGCAAAAUGUUGAAAAAUGCGGAUAAUAUAGCCUUGCGAAGUUUGCCGUUUUUCAGUCAUUUUGCAUUACGCGGGGGAAAUUGACAGCCCAAUACCCUUUGGGGCUGUCAAUUUCCGUUUGUAAUACAAAAUGACUGAAAAACGGCAAACUUCGCAAGGCUAUAUUAUCCGCAUUUUACAACAUUUCGCAACGAAACUUCGGAAUAUUACUAAUUUUGUGAUGCUCUUUCAAGUUGUGAUGAAAUUUUUGUCUAGACUUGUUUGGAUCAAAAUUUACUCCCGUAUUCUAAAAGCUCACUCACACUCAAUGAGUGGAGAUUCAAUUUGAGCUUUUCUUGAGUGUCAAUGCUGUUUUUGAAUAGCUGCAUGCAGGGUGAGUAAUCACAUAGUAAGGUAUGACACUAGCCCUCCAACUAUUCAAAAACAGCAAUAACACUCCAGAGAAGCUCAGAUUGAACCUCCACUCAUUGAGUGUGAGUGAGCUUUUAGAAUACGGGCGUUAGUGUAUAAUGCAAAUGGUCCAUAAAAGACCAUGAAAAAUUUUCCUUCGUCCAUUGUCGGAGAGAAACUGAUAAAUGUCCGACGACUUUUUGUCUUGAUCGGACAUCUGUCUUUCCAAGCAAUUAAAUAAUUAUUUGCAAUAUAUGUAUGGUAAGUUCCUUGUAUGUUUACAUGCAUGGCGAGAUGACUAUAUAUUGAAGAAAUUAAGCUGUACAGUAUGUCGAAGGGGUGAGAGACAUGUGCGAGUAGUAACCACCGUGCCUCCCUAAAGUCCACGCCCUAACCAUUCUAGAUACAGAAAUAUUUGGUAACCCAUAUCUACACCUGGUCCAGGCCUGCAAAUAAUUCUUUUACUUGGAAGGACACAAAUGUCUGGCCAAGCCAAAAAUUGGUCGAACAUUUAUCAAUUUUUCCCGGACAAUGGACAAAGUAAAAUUUUUCAUAUUUUGUUUUGAAAAUUAGCACGAUGUAUUUUUUUGCCUGGUCAUGUUAGUUCGUACUUCGUACUGCAAUGCAUCUAAAACUUAGUAUAUAUCUACCAACCCUAAUGCAUCAGUAAAUUAUGGUUCAGGUUAUACGUAACUUAAAUUCUACCAUGUAUACGAAGGUGAUGUAGAUUUAUAAUUAAAUCUUAUGGCUUAAUGCAGCAAGAAAUAGUGGAGAAGUGCUGUCUGUAUUGCUUUCUUGUUGGUUUCAUUAAUAAAAAUGUGUUAAAUAAACAAUUUUUUGAGAUUGGAGAUUUGACCAGCCUAAAUCGGUCUGUCACAUGUCCGGUCAUAAAAAGCUUUGAUCAGACAAAAGGUAAAAUUUGGCCGGACAUGUCCGAUAACCGGCACUCAUUUGCAGGCCUGCCGGUCCCUGGUUAUUUAUCCACCUGACAUAAUCUGGUUAUUUUAAUAAGGACAAAUAUAACCACAUUUCUGAUUACAUUCACCAGACUAUGUAUGGUUAGAAGCAGAGGCGUAGCCAGGAUUUCUGGUCAGGGGGGGGGGCAGCAAAAACCCAGGUGGGGCCAAAAAAAUUUUCGGGCCACAACAUUUUAAAUCACACACACACACACACACACCCGUCAACAACUUUUUUGGUAAAACAUUUUCCGGACAAUAACAUAAUUGCUUUCGUAGCACUUUUCACCCGAUUUCCGUAUUUUCGAUGCUUCGCCACGAAGAUUCCGACAACAUUGACAAUUUUCCGACGGGUCUCAACAUGAAACUAUAUAAUCAAGGAUUCCCUUUUUUAUACAAUACAUUUUAUCAGGGGGGGGGGCAAAUUUUUGCCAGGGGGGGGGGCGGUUCCCCCAGCCCUGGCUACGCCUCUGGUUAGAAGUGAGAUAAAAUAACCAGGAAGUUUAAGCAGGAAUAUUAAAAUUAACCCAAUUAGGGUUAUUUCAGAUUACCCAGGAAAUUUUAAACAGAGUGUUUUUAGAAUGUAUAAUUCUCUGGUUUGUGAAAGCACUACGUAUAUUUAUUGGACAAAGCUUUCGAUCCUUAACUCUAAGUCUAAUGACGAUCUAGACUUACGUAUCGAAUGCUUUGUCAACUACAGUACGUGGCAUUUCUACAAAACAAAACAAAUAAGCAAGAGUAGCCUGCGUAGCAGUCGCUUUUAGGGUGGAGGGUGGGAGAAACUAGGAGGGGGAGGAGGGGGAGGCGAAGCGAGAGAAUGAGAGCGAGGAAAAAUGGCGAAAUUUUUCCUCGCUCUCUUUCUCUCAUCUCCCACUCAGUUCUCCCCCUCGUCCUUACCCCUAAUAGCCCUUGCUACGCAGGCUAGCAAAAGGAGUGGGGAUUUUUUUAUCGUAAACCAUCAUAUUGGUAGUUAAAAAUAUUCACGUACUAACAACAUGAAAUAUUCACGACUAAAUUAUUUGCUAUUUGUAGGCUGUGUUAGGCGAGGCGACAGAAGUACUACCUCUAUACAACAAACGAACAUCUCAAACGUACUCUGAAGUGAAACAAUCUGUAAAUCAAAUGAAAGACUGGUCAUCUUCAAGUUAUUAUGACGGACAUGGCCACGGCUAUUUGAGAGGAAAUGCAUACAAAGUACGCCGUUAUAGUACUAUGGUAUAGCACACUGAACAAUUUAAUAUAGGGAAGGGGAUCUUAAUCAUUUUAAUACUUGAUCACAAUCAAUCGUGGCAGUUAUAGUGUACUGUGAAUAUUUGAAAUUACAGUAUUUAUUUCGUGUAUAUCGGUCCUUGUGCACGUGUAUGUAUGUAUGUAUGUAUGAUAUGAAUAUUUUAUUCAAAUUCAUAAUUCCAGUAGGCAGUAGACAUAAAGAUAUAGCGAAUAGCUUUAGCUAAUCUGGGGGGAUUGUGUGGAUAACUAUAUAUAUAUACAUAAAUAUUAUAGCGGUGAUAAUUAAUAAGCUUUAUGUGAUUCAUAAUUAUUAUAUACUAUUCGAGACGUAAUAUUUUUCAGAGCUUCACCAGUGAGCUCAAUGCAUUGUUAAGGACCAUUUCCACUCAGGAAAAUUUUCCGCGGAAAGAAAAUUUUGUGAAAUAUGAUUGGUCAACACAAAUUUUCCGUCGGAAAAAAAAUUUGAAGUUGAAAAUUUUCAACUUUUAACAAUGACACUUUCGGAAAAUUUUCUGUCCGUGGAAAUUUUUCUUGAGUGGAAAUGGGGCUUAACAGUUAGAAAAAUAGAAAUGCACCAAGUUCACUAGAUAUGUCAACAUAAUCAUCUCCAACCUCCAAAAGGAGCAGACGUAAACUACGUAUCUUGCUAUUGAAGUUUGAUUCGUUUUCGACAUUUAAUUGCAAUACUAUUUCAUAUCAUUACUCCAAGCUUUGCAAAAGAUACCAUAUUUAGAUUCAGAUGUAUGUACGUGUAAACUACUAUCGUAAUCUACCGUUCUGAAGAAAGACCAUAUCCACAAAGAAAUUAGUUUGAGUCGCAUCAUUUUGUAGAUCAAUUAGAACAGAGCAUGAAAAACGACAAGGAAUCUUACCACAUUUAGCUCAGGCAUCAUACUGUACAAAUGUGUACACGUUUUAGGCAAUUUGAUAAAUGCGUAUCACUAUUACGAACAUGUUCACUCCCCUUCAUAUUUCUGCCUUUCACAAGACCAGCUUGGAGGGGGGGGGGAUGUUGCCGCUGUCCAUGCAUGUACAGGGUGCCAUGCUUUAUCACAACGUCGAAGUCAUCAUAUCCGUUCUUUGUUAUUCGAAAUAAAAAUUGCCGCACUAUAUGCACGAUGAAAAAGGAGGGAGUAGGGUCUAAAAUUGGCUGGUUUUGCUGUAAACGUACCUUAAUUGAUAUGCAUUUAUCUAUGAUAACAAAGGAAGCCAACACAAAGUUUUGUUUAUUUUUAAUCAUGUUUAGAUUUGGAGAUUAAAUACAUGAAAUGAAG